This is a messenger RNA of Xylona heveae TC161, 3327 nucleotides long. RefSeq names its product dDENN domain-containing protein. The record is from RefSeq and is a predicted model, not a curated record. Gene Ontology annotation, cellular component: cytoplasmic vesicle. The transcript is spliced from 11 exons. The coding region runs from base 1 to 3327 and encodes 1108 amino acids. Gene Ontology annotation, biological process: regulation of Rab protein signal transduction. NCBI's taxonomy places the organism in Eukaryota, Fungi, Ascomycota, Xylonomycetes, Xylonales, Xylonaceae.
AUGGCUCCAGUAGCGUCCGCCACUCAGCCCUCGGCACCGCUCGCCGAUUACUUCUGGAUUGCCGGUAUUGACUCUGAUUCCCUGCUGCAAGUCAGGGCAAAUUCCGGAGACAGAGCGUCGAGCAAUGGCGCUCCCGCGCCUCCAGUAGCCUCGACCAUCGCCGAGGAUAGCACGCUUGAAGAAGAGGAACCUCCGUCCCCGCGUGGCCGAGCGAAUGCGUCCAGCGAGUCGCGACGAUCUAUCCAAUCGACCACGUCCCCCGACCCCAAGUUAACUGGCAGCAAUCGGAGCAGCGCAACUAUUAAAGCUCCGCAAUUGGGCGGUUCUGGUCUCAGCGAUGCCGACUUCGACGUCGCCCUGCGAAAGUUUGCGUCAGAGCGUGAAUCCUUUCUGGACGAUUUGUCCUUUAGCGCCGGUACUGUGACGACACCGCGUUCCAAGCCUCGAGCAAAGCCACCUCGAAUCGUCGGCGAGGAUGCGUCCACGCCAAAGAGCGGCGCAGAAAGUAUUAAGCGGCGCAUCUCUUUCAGGGACAUGAACAGCAUGAAGCGCGCACCCUCAAUAGCACGCCAAGCAUCUAUCCGUACAUCAAAGAGACUAAGCAACUACAACUCCGUCAUUCCCACGCCGCAACCUCUAAAUGCCGAUUCCAAUAUGCAUCCCUUGAAGCGUAAAUUUGAACCAGUCCUCCUUGAUCGAUACCCUUCACAUAGCGUCGCAGAUGAAGCGAAGAGGAGAGGACCUUUCCCGGAUUACAUUCCCAUGUUUGCGUUUCCAAACGACAUCAACAUUGUAUCCUCUGAUGAUCGGCCCAGAUCAACGUGGCAUGGUUUUGCUAUGACCUCCGGAGAUAAUUCCAGAAUCUACGGCAUCUGUGUGACUAUAUGGUUGCCUCUAAAGCAAGAGGCAGCUGAAGAACUCGAACGACAAUGCGAAGAAUGGCGACGGGACAACAUGUCAGACGAGGAGAGGGAGCUGGCAAGCAGCCUUGGCGAAAGGCUGGCUGCGGAGCGGGCCAAACUCUCGCGUUUGUUGACCCAGCUGCCAACCGUACCGUCAGGAUCGGCCGCCCGUGAAAGCCUCGAAGAGGAGAUUGGACAGGUGGAGGAGAAAAUUACAUUAAUGACGGAUCUGCUUCGACCAGUCCGACAUGGCGCGGCUUCAAAAAUCGACGGUCUCACCGAUGGAGACUCGGGCUUUUGGAUCCCAAGAGCAUAUGGUGUGCUUGGCCGUGAUGCUAACUUGACGAGUUUCUGGAAAGAAUGGCUCCGAGCCAUUGUAGUGCCAAUGACACAAGGUGCUGUCCUCCGGGUGCCCCCGACUUCUCCCAAAGCAGGCAUGUGGCAGCCCUUGGAGCGAUACGUUGUAAACUUGUGCACAGAGGCAUUGAGCCCAAUGACUUCAAAAACACAAGUAGAGAUUGCUGUCAGAGAAUUACGUCUUUUCGCUCGAAAAGAGGCGGUGAACGAGCUUCCAGGCUCACGAAAUACGGAUCUGUACGCUUUGUUCCGCGCCCUCUCUAUACAGAAUAUCGUAAUUUUGUUCGAGGCUGCACUGUCCGAAUCUCGCAUUAUAUUCCUGUCGUCCCAUACGGCUAUGCUUCACCUCGCCUGCAAAGCACUCACUAGCUUGCUUUACCCUUUAGUUUGGGCAGGCGUCUACAUCCCCAUUCUUCCGGCACGUUUACUUCAAGCGCUGGAGGCACCGUGCCCGUAUAUUGUCGGCAUUGAGCGUCGAUAUGACAACAUCGAGCUGCCCGAUGAUGACUUCCUGAUGGUUGACCUUGAUCACGAUCAAAUCGAAGCAACUGCGCUCCCGCCUCCUCUUCCUCGGCAGCAACGAAGAAAGCUAGUCUCUCUUCUGCAGGUUGCCGCUCCUCACCAUUAUCGAUACGGCGUGCCCACUGGGCCCCCAGCGUAUGCAGUUGAGACAUAUCCUUUUGAUGCGGUGUCGACCGAAAACAGCUCGAUCUAUACGCAAAACCCGGCUCCUAGCAAUCUUAACAAAUAUGUGAGCCAGAGCUCAACCAGCUUUGGCGCUCCCGAGUCGCAGAGUUCUGUUCGACCUCCUAUCUUCAACGCUUUUUUGCAUGCCAGAAACAAUGACUAUGGACGGCCAAGCACAAGCACAACCAUCAAAGGGAGCGCACCCCCUUCUCCAAAGCUCUCACCUACUUCAUCGCAGUUUGCCCAACCUCCUGCGACGGCCAUCUCCAGGACAGAUAGCGGCUAUGGUAUUCAGGCUACACUGCGCGAGAAGCGUUCUGGGCAUUUUGACGUUGCGUCUAGACGGAGCUCUUCGUUUGGUCUCGACAGGAAACCCACAUUGAGACGCCCUAGCAUGCCCUUUGGAGGCCAUGCAGUCAGCCAUUCUACUUCAACGCUCAACGACAAUCAGUCCACUUCGCACUAUGCGCCGUCCACGUAUGCGCCAUCUACUUUGGCUGCCUCGACUGUGAUGCCGAAUAUCCUGAUGCAGCCGGUCCGCAACACUCAGACUCAAACUUGGGUGGAGGGACACUGCUUGAAUUGGAAGCCUCAUGACGAAAGAUCAAUAUGCUCCGUUUGCGAUGAAAGGGCAGAGGAGGGCAUCUACCGAUGCAUGGGGUGCAAUAUGUUUGCCCAUGGACGAUGCUCUCAGCAAAUUUGCAUUGUCUGUCCUGGAGCGUUUUAUCCUGAUCAAGUACGAGCAGCAUUUGUACGAUGUUUCGCGAGUCUCUUUUACACUUAUCGGAAGAGCUUGCACCCGGCCACGGGCGAGCAGCGGAAGAAUGGUCAAAUUUACCAUUUCAACAUGGACGGGUAUCUGAAGAGCAUGCCCCGAGAAAAUGCUGAAUAUUUGGGAAUGUUACUGCAAACUCAGGGAUUCAAUGAGUUCAUUCACGAGCGGGAGUGCAAACGACCAAACGACCCUUCGAUCGUCCUAUUCGACGAGAUCAUUUUGUCCAAGAAAAAUCGCGGCCGCAGCUCUCUUUUCUCCAAAUCAGUGACCAACUUUCUUUGCGAUACAACUGAUCACAUCUGGCGGUCGGCAGCAGCCACUCCUCCCAGUAGUCGUUUUCCAGGCGACUACAGACAAGUUGUCAGCAGAAUACCGGCAAAGCUCGACCCGACCUUGAUGAAGGAGCCUCGUGUUAUCCAGGGUGUUCCGCGAAUCAACAAUACCAAGGCCCGACGAAAACCGAUACCGUCAAUGCUCGGUCCAAGUGGAGACGAGGAUCCUGUCAACUUAUCACAUCUAUCCACGCAUUCACUUCAAAACUCCUUGUCGCCCGCCGCAGCUGCCACGAAUGUUUCGAAGAAGUCAGAUUCAGGACGCCUCGGCUGA